UUUAUAUCCAACAAAGAGAAAGAUGGCUGUUCUUGUUAUUGCUACCAUCGUGUCUAUAUGUGUUUCAAGUGCCUCUGCUGCUGACUUCAGCCAUACUCUGACACUUCCAGAAUACGUGCAGGAAUGUUUCGACCGGAGUAAAAAUCUUGCACAAGUUGACACUCAGUUAGCGGAAGAGGCUUGUCUUCGAGCACAUUUCAACAAAAUCCUAGAGGCUUCUAUAACGGAUGAGGAUUACAACUUCUUCAAGACCGAGUUUGAAGAUACAAGGUAUGGAUUUCAUGGACCUCCAACAGGAUUUAGACGGAGAUCCGAUAUACGAACGCUAUCACGGCAGGACAGAGAGGCCGUGUUUGAUGUGUUUAGGGUACUUUAUCAGAAUGGAAUCUUGGGUCGAUUUGGAAGGGUGCAUGGUCAAAAUAUCCGGUGGAAGCAUAGAGGAAGGGCUUUCUUACCUUGGCACCGGGUGUUUUUGGCAGCAUUUGAAGAAGAAAUGAGAAAGAUAAAUCCCGACGUAUCUUUGCCUUAUUGGGACUAUACUAUGGACUAUUACAUCCCAUCGCCUGACCAAUCUGUUGUGUGGUCGCAUUGCUUUUUCGGAAAUGGUGAUGGCCCAAUAUCCUCGGGGCCGUUUGCAGGAUGGUUUGGAGGAUAUAACAUUGGAAUUCAGCGAGACAUAGCAAAUGCUGAUAACCAGUGCCCACCAAAACUAAUUCACAAAGCUGACAUCAAAGGACUGAUGGAUUUUUGCAAAUAUCAAGAGAUAACAACAGGAACAGAAGACUAUUUUAGUAACCCUUUUAACUUGGAAGUCCUUCAUGAUGGCGUUCACGACUGGAUUGGGGGUGAUAUGGGAGUCGUUGGGUAUUCUGGGUUCGACCCAGUGUUCUGGAUGCACCAUGCCUUUAUUGAUUAUAUCUGGGAACAGUUUCGACAAAAUCAACAACAGUCUCAUUGCAACAUAGAUCCUGAAACAGAUUACCCAGCUACCAACCUCGCUCAAAACAACCAUUCUGGCCAUGGACCUGCUGAUCCAAUGCAUGCUUUUGAAUACUUGAAAAACAUUGACGGAAUGUGGAACAACUGGACUAAAGAUUACUACUCUUACGAGCCCCAGCCAGAAUGUCCCGAGUGCGGAAACUCACCCUACCUUUUUUGCGACAAAAAUAUCGACAGCAUCAGGUUUCCGAACGGAGUUUGUGUGAGCAAACAAAUAUCCGAUUGUGAAGAGGGCCUAACACCUACACCUAAUCUGAUUACGUUACAGCGUAAGACGUGUAAUGGAAAGUUUGUCCUCGUUGGUUUCCAAGGAGACGGUCGUAAUAGGAAUAACACAGAUGCAGAAAACCGACAAAUCUUGAGUGAUUACAUAGCUGAUGCAUCAGAUCCGAAUCAGAAUACGUGCCCAUGCGAUACAUCUGGUUCCUCACGCGAAUAUAUCGGGAUGAACUACAUUGUUGUUGCUGUAAUUCUCGCCCUCAAAUAGUUCCUUGCUUUUAUGAUAUAUUUUACAAUAUUUAAUUUCCUUUCGCGCUUCUUAACAUUAAUGGAUAUCAUUUUUAAUUGCUUUCAUAGUCCUAUAAAUGCUUCUAUCUCUGAGGACGUUUAAUUCUUUUAAAAUUUGUGUGAUGCCGAUGUAAACCAAGAUGUCAUUAACUGGUCAAACAGCCGAAUUACUUGUUGCGUUCAAUAUUUGAAUAUACAGAUUGUUAAUAAACCUUGGCGUUUGAUCUGAAUGUGAAACAUAUGGCCAGUAAUGAAUAAUCGCGAGUCUAUUAGCUGCCGAGUGUAUGAAUAGCGUGUGAAGAUAUGCAAGAGCGAAACAGAAACAACCAUGGAAUACAAGCCACAUCACCAGGGAUCAACUACGGGUCGGUGAGUUGCCCGUCAGUUUUGAAAGCUACAACGACCUGCCGGUUGCGUUUAUUUGUUACAUUGCUGGUCCAGUAUGCUUAGCGCUAUACUCCAGGUGCGUUGGAUAUUCGCCUUUGGGUUGCUAUAAAAGUAUUCUAACUGAUGAAACUCGGCUGCAUUGGCUAUCUUUUUACUUAAAAUAAUCUAUGUUUAGUUAUUGUUUGUUAUUUGUUUUUCAUUUGAGUGUAUGUUGACUGACAGGGAGGGGCUUAUAUAAAUUUGGUUUUCAAUACUUAUGUGAUAAACUACAUAAACAAGCUCAGUACCAAAACGUUCGGCAAUUGAGUUCAUCAAUCGAUGAAUGCAACAUCUUUGGAUAUGUUCGGAUCGUAA
Mya arenaria is the source of this 2247-nucleotide messenger RNA. RefSeq names its product putative tyrosinase-like protein tyr-3. Bases 23 to 1486 code for a protein of 487 amino acids. Gene Ontology annotation, molecular function: oxidoreductase activity. Lineage: Eukaryota; Metazoa; Mollusca; Bivalvia; Myida; Myidae. The record is from RefSeq and is a predicted model, not a curated record. The transcript has 8 exons.